This is a messenger RNA of Clupea harengus (Atlantic herring), 7364 nucleotides long. Its product is annotated as AT-rich interactive domain-containing protein 1B-like. Gene Ontology annotation, cellular component: SWI/SNF complex; nucleoplasm; nBAF complex. Gene Ontology annotation, biological process: positive regulation of DNA-templated transcription; chromatin remodeling; regulation of transcription by RNA polymerase II. Lineage: Eukaryota; Metazoa; Chordata; Actinopteri; Clupeiformes; Clupeidae. The record is from RefSeq and is a predicted model, not a curated record. Gene Ontology annotation, molecular function: nucleosome binding; DNA binding.
UCUGAGCACAUUUGUGGAUCCAGUCCGUGUUUUACCCCUUUCCUUUCGCGCCAGAGAGGUGGAUAACAGCAGUUGGAAAUCUCUCUCAUGCCAUGCUGGGCCAGAGGGGCUCCGUGAGACAUGCAUUCACCCAUAUCCGGGUUAGAGAGGGAAAGGAUGAAAAAAAGUUUCAUUUAAACCUGGACUAAAACUUUCAACAUGAAGCCGCACUGACGCGACUGCCGCUGUUGCUGUCAGUGGAUCUUUUUUGCUUCUGAUAACACAACAUAGACGGCUCUUUCGGCGCUUCGUUUGUUCUGCUGAAGACAUUUUCUUCUCUCUGUUUGCCCUUAUUUCUCUCCUUUAUUGUUUUGCGUGCGCACUUUGGGUUAUUGCCGGGGGAUGUUGAAGUGAUCAUGGCCGCGCAAGUGGCAUCAGCCCCGGCCGCAUCUAACAGUAAAAAUAAAAAUGUAUCCGGAGGUUUGAGUCAAGAUUUAAACUCUGGAAAAUCAGGAGGGACGACACAAGGAUCUGGAGCAAUGCUCGGAGCCGGAGACGGGACUACGACUCUGAAUAAUGUAGAUCAUCGUCUUCCGACUGAGUUGAACAUGACCAACAGAACUUGUACACCAGCCAACAGUAAUUCUGACAAGCCGAAGGAAAGUGGAAAUAUAUCAACUUCUGGUUCUACUUCGUCCAACUCGACGACCUCUCCGAAUAUGGAAACGGGUUUGAUAGCAAAUCAUAAACUGAAAGGCAUUGCAGGAGACCUCCCUCCAUCUCUCAAUCGUGCGCCUCAGCACACACAGUUCAAUCAGUUUCCACAACAUCAUCAGCGUCAGUUACAAAGUAACAACAUCAACAAGAACCAAAUAAUGACACAGGGAGAUAACGACAAUCAGCAGCACGGAGGCAAAGAGAAUGUUAUGGGGAGACAUGUUGAGCAUCAGCAAAUGCUGAAUAAAGGUGGGGAGGAUCAGCCUUGCAAACCAGACCAGAUGGGCAGUAGGUAUGAGCACGCUAACUUUGGACCAACGAAUAGCAACAACCACGCUCAGACCACCAGUGGCAAAAGUGUCGUUUCUGAGUUUAACAAUUAUUAUGGCAAUUCCAGAGCAGGGCCCUGCUUUGAUCAACAUGGCGGUCAACAAAGCCAUGGUAUAGGAAUAAUGCACUCCUCUACAAACAAUAAUGUGGAAAACUCCCAUGAAAGCUAUCAUAACACUCAGUACAACCACUACCCGGGGUAUCGACAGGGCUACGGUAGCGCCGGUUACGGUGUGAUGGGCGGCUCGCGUCAGGGUAGUAACAUGUUGAUGGGCCCAAGCAGCAACUCCUCUGGUCAAAGCAAAGGUUUGGCAUCUGCAAGUUCUUCUGGAGGAAAUAUCGGGAGCUUUCAGAGAUUUCCUGGACAAAGCCAGCAUCCUUCGGGGGCUACGCCGACACUGAACCAGCUUCUCACGUCCCCGAGUCCCAUGAUGCGAGGAUAUGGGGGUGGCUAUCCAGACUACAGUAAUUCUGCUGUACCCCAAGCGGGCAUGGGAAUGAGCAAAGAAAUAACUUCGCAGUAUGGGUCUUCGGCUCAUGCAUGGGGAGGCCAACGAAAUCAUCCAGGAAUGAGCCCUGGAAACGGGCAAAGCCUCAACAGACCUCAGGUGGGCUCCAUGGACUUCAUGGUGAUGAAGCGCUCUCAGCUGUAUGGGAUGGGCGGCAGCAACCCCUACUCCCAGCAGCAGCAGCAGGGCGGGCCGUACCCCAGCCAGCCAUAUGUAUCGCCCGCCUCCCACCGCUACCCAAUGGGAAUGCAAGGGCGUGGUCAGCUCGGCAUGAGUGGGAUGCCAUACCCCCAGCAACAGCAGGUACCUCCCCAGUAUGGCCAGCAGGGAAUGGCUGCAUAUUGCCAGCAGGGCCAGCCACCUUACUUUAACCAAGCCCAGCAGCAGCAGCAGCAGCAGCAGCAGCAGCAGCAGCAGCAACAGCAGCAGCAGCAGCAGCAGCAGCAGCAGCACCAGUCUGGCGCCCCAGCCCAGCCUGUCUACCUGCCGCCUCGUGCUCCACCACAGCAGGAGGUCUCGCAGGAGGCUUAUGGGAACAGCAGAGGAGGAGGCAGCGGUGGCGGCAGCAGCAGCAGCAGCAGCAGUAGUAGCAGCAGCCAGCCUGUUGGGAACUCUGGGAAGUCCAGCCAUGAAGAUCUGGGCCCCUUGCAGCAGGACCGCCCCUCCAGCCUACCGGACCUGUCCGGCUCCAUCGAUGACCUGCCCACAGGGACAGAGGCUGGUCUCAACUCAGUUGUCAGUGCCACCUCAGGUGGCUCAGGCAGUGGCAGUGGCAGCAGCAGCAGCCAGGGGGAGCAAAGCAAUCCAGCCCGGUCCCCCUUCUCCCCCCACGCCUCCCCACGGCUCCCGGGGGUCCGCAGCGGGCCCUCCCCUUCUCCAGUGGGGUCCCCUGCAGGCUCAAGCCAGUCCCGAUCUGGACCCAUCUCCCCGGCCAGCGCUCCAGGGUCCCAGAAUGCCCCACAGACUCCGGGGGGCAUGUCCGACGUGGCCUCCCAUCCCACAGGGAACCAGUCUCAGGAGAGGGGAUUCAUGUCCAACAUGCACCGGAAUCAGUCCGUGGCCCAGUUUGGUCCCCAACAGUCGGGGGCCCCGAUGUCCCCACACCGCUCCCCAGUGGGACACAUGCACCCUGUCGCAGGCUCCUACCAGCAAGGGGGCUCCUCCAACAGUGGCUCUUACGGACACCAGAGCAGUCAAUAUGGACCACCAGGUAACUACUCGAGACCGGCCAAUUACAGCGGAGCGCCCAACGCCAGCUACAGCGGGCCAGGCCCGGGCAUGAACAACAACAGCCUGGGGACGAACGCCAGCAGCCCCAUGCACGGGCAGGGCCCGGGGCAGCCCAUGGCCAUGGGUCGGAGCCGCCCGUACUCGGGCAACGUGACGGGCAUGGCGCCCACCUCGCCGGGCAUGCCACAGCCAGCCGGGCUGGGCAUGGGGCCACCCAUGGGCAACGUGAAUCGUAAAGCCCAGGAGGCGGCGACGGUGGCUGUGAUGCAGGCUGCUGCCAGCAGCGCACAGGGGAGGCAAGGGAACUACUCUGCCAUGAACCAGAUGAGUGGGAUGGGGGCAGGUGCCCCCUAUGGCCAGCCUCAUGCCAACACCUCCGGCAUGAUGACGUCACAAGGCCCCGCCUACACCACUCCAACCUCAGGAGCAGGAGGCAUGGGUGGAGAUGGUGUGAUGGGUGCUGACCCCAAGCAGAAAGGAGGAGAUGGAGUGAUGGGUGCUGACCCCAAGCAGAAAGGAGAAGGCAAAGAGGAGCCUCCUACAGCAGAGCCCCUGAAACCUAAGGAUGGCUUCAACUCCCAGUGUUUGUCCCAGCCCCCGACCCCGUCUCCCUUGGCCCCGAGUCCAGCCAGCCUGUCCUCCUGCCACGGCGACGACAGCGACAGCAUCAGCAGUCCCGUCUGGCCCAAGACUCCAUCCAGUCCAGUACGUGGACCCACACCACUGCCCUCAGAGAAGUCCAGCCCGGCUCUCAUGGCUGGGGAUAAGGUAUCCCGGCUGUACGAGCUGGGCGGGGAGCCAGAGCGGAGGCCUUGGCUGGACCGCUACCUGUCCUUCAUGGAAGAGCGUGGCACACCCGUCCCCAACCUGCCGGCCAUUGGCAAGAAGACUGUGGACCUCUACCGCCUCUACGCGGGUGUCAAGGAGAUCGGGGGCCUCGCCAUGAUGAACAAGAACAAGAAGUGGAAGGAACUGUCAUCCACCCUGACCGUGGGGACCUCCAGCACGUCGGCCAGCACUCUGAAGAAGCACUACAUUCAGUAUCUGUUUGCCUACGAGUGCAAGGCGGAGCGCGGAGAGGACCACCCUUUGGACGCCUGCCCUGCGGGGGACAGGAAGCAGCCCCGGCCUCAGCCUCCAUCACCAGCCAACUCCGGCUCUCUGCAGGGGCCUCACACCCCCCAGUCCACCGGCAGCAGCUCCAUGACCGAGACGCCAGGCGACCUGAAGCGCCCCACCCCAGCAAGCACCCCCCAGGGCCAUGUGCCCGCUGCGCCAGGUGGCAGGAACAAUUCUAUCAGCAUCCAAGACCCCUUCUCAGAGGCCAACGACCCCAGCCUCCCCAAACGCACCUCCAUCCCCCCGAGUGGGCCUUACCAGCCAGACCCCAUGAUGAGGAUGCAGUUUGAGGCCAACAAGGACCCCUUUGCCGGGAUGAGGAAGGUGGCAGGUUGUGGAGAUCCUUACAUGGCAGGGCAGAUGCCCUCCAGUGCCAUGCAGGAGAUGUAUGUCAGGAGUGCGCCCGGCCCAAUGUCCUCUCUGGGCAUGGGGCCACGCUCCCAGUACCCCUAUGGACCAGGCUAUGACAGGAGGUCAGAGCACAUGAUGGGGAUGGAGGGAGGCAUGGGUCCCCCUGGAGGUCAAAGCAGUGUGGGACCACCAAACAAUGAUGGCAGCAUAUACUCACCUAACAGAUAUCCCUCACAAAGGCACGAUGGCUACGGGCAGCAUUACCCUGGCAUGCCGUACGGUGUGCACCCUUCUGGAAUGUUCCCUCAGCAACAGGGCUACAAGCGGACUCUGGAUGGCAUGUACGGACCCCCAGCGAAGAGGCACGAGGGGGAGAUGUAUGGAAUGCCCUACGGUGGCCAGCAGGCAGACAUGUAUGGCCAGUACGGCAGCGGCUACCCUGGUCCCGACCGGAGGUCGAUGCAGGGCCAGUUCCCUUACCCCUAUGGCCGAGACCGCAUGGGUCCAGGACAAGGCCCCCCACAGCAUAGCAUGCCUGCUCAGAUGAUGGCAGCAGGACCCCCGUCUGCCAACAGCGGUGAAGUGCCCAACAUGUGGCCCUCCAGGACAGACAUGCCCUACCCAUAUCCAACCAGGCCAGGCCACUCCUCACAGAUGCCAUCUUACCCAGGCAUGGGCCGCGGGGACGACAUGGACGGCAUGCGGUCAGGUCCGGAUGGUCAGUGGCCCGGGCACCGUGGCCAGUCCCCCUUUAUGUCCUCGUCCUCGGGCUCGAUGGCAUCCAUGAGCUCCAGGCAGCCAACUUCCUCCUACCAGACCAACUCUUCUAUGGUCAACCAUGUGUCGCGGGCCCCCAGCCCAGCCUCUUACCAGCGCUCGUUGGAGUCACACAUGUCCCCCAGCAAAGCCUUCAUGUCACCCAUGAAAAUGCCCAAGCCUGGUAUGCAGAUGCACAGUGGUGGCUCCCAGGGCCAUAUGCCACCCAACCUACGCAAAGACCUCAACUACCCACUGGGGUCCAUAGAAGGCACCCAACCCAUCAUGAAGCCACGCCGCAAGCUUACCUCAAAGGACACUGGAACCCCAGAGGCCUGGCGAGUGAUGAUGUCCCUGAAAUCAGGCUUGCUAGCCGAGAGCACGUGGGCUUUGGACACCAUCAACAUCCUCCUUUAUGAUGACAGCACUGUGUCCUCCUUCAACCUCUCACAGUUGCCUGGCUUCUUGGAGCUCAUUGUGGAAUACUUCAGGAGGUGCCUGAUCGAGAUCUUUGGCAUCCUAGAGGAGUAUGAAGUGGGCACCAUUGGGCAGAAAACUCUGCUUGACCCUGCAGAGGGAGAGACAGAGACAGAGGAGAGUUCUCCUACUGAGGACGAUGCCUGUGAGACAGUGGAAGAGCAGACUGGCCCAGCAGCAACUGACACAGUGGAGGCGCCACCCAGUGCCGCAACAGCAGAGGCUGUCCCAGAGCAGACAAAAGAAGAGACAGAAGCUGAGGACAAGAAAGAGGCCCAGGAGAAGGAGAAGGUAGAGGGAGAAAACAUUGCAGAAGAAGGAACUGAAAAGGAGGGAGAGUCUUCUCCUGAACCCGAGCCUGAGCCUAAACUCCAGCAGGCUAGUAAGUAUGAUAAGCUGCCGGUCAGGAUAGUUCACAAGGAGGAUUUCCUGGAAGACAUAUCAGACCAGCUAGGCCAUGUCCAGGAGUUCUCCAGUGGCCUCCUUCACUGGCAGAUAGGUGGUGGAGACUCGACCGCCCACAUCCAGAUGCACUUCGAGAGACGCGAGGGAGACAUACAGAAGCCUGUACUAGAGAACCAGAGUGGCAGGCCAGGGCAGGAGCGCAAAGAGAAAGACGAAGAGACAAGGAGAAGCAUUGUGGCCACCAUUGAUGACGUGUUGUCCUCCCACACGGGACCCUUAUUAGAAGGAGACGACGACGGCUCCUCCACUGCCUCCUACCCCUUCCGCCUUCAUCAGGUCCAGAGCCAGAAGGGCAUCACUCUGCUGGAGGACGAGCCUCGCUGCCUGGACGAGGCUCCCCUGGCCUCAGCUGCCGCCUGGCAGGACUCCCUGGUCAAGCGUUGCCUCUGCAUCUCCAACAUCGUCCGGAGCCUGUCCUUCCUUCCCGGCAACGACGGCGAGAUGUCACGGCACGCCGGCAUGGUGCUCGUCCUGGGCCGCCUGCUGCUGCUGCACCACCAGCACCCAGAGCGGAAGCGGCAGACGUCGUCGUCCUACGACAAGGAGGAGCCGCAGGAGGAGCGCGGUGUAGCCUGCAGCAAGGACGAGUGGUGGUGGGACUGCCUGUCGGUGCUGCGCGAGAACGCCAUGGUCACGCUCGCCAACAUUUCCGGGCAGCUGGACCUGUCGCUUUACCCGGAGAGUAUCUGUCUGCCCAUCCUGGACGGGCUGCUGCACUGGAUGGUGUGUCCGUCAGCCGAGGCCCACGACCCCUUCCCCUCGCUAGGCCCCCACUCAAUCCUGAGCCCCCAGCGGCUGGUGCUGGAGUGCCUGUGCAAGUUGAGCGUGCAGGACGGCAACGUGGACCUUAUGCUGGCCACACCGCCAAUGGUGCGGCAGGACAAGCUGUUUGCCACGCUGGUGCGGCUGGUGGGUGAGCGCAAGCUGCAGGUGUAUCGUGAGAUGGCCGUGGCGAUGCUGUCCAACCUGGCGAAGGCCGACUCGGCUGCCGCCCGUGCCAUCGCUGUGCAGAAGGGCAGCGUGGGCAACCUCAUGGGCUUCUUGGAGGAUGGUGUGGCCAUGGUGCAGUACCAGCAGAACCCCCACAGCCUGCUGCACAUGGGCCACCCGCCCAUGGACCCGCCCAGCGUCAACAUGAUGUGCUACGCCGCCAAGGCCCUGCUGGCCCUGGCCAAAGUGGAGGAGAACCGGCCGGAGUUUGUGCUGUUUGAGAGCCGGCUGCUGGACGUGGCCAUCUCCUCCAUGCUGCCUUCGUCCGUGGCGACCAUCACGUGUGAAGUACUUUUCCAGAUCGGCCGCUCGUGACGGCAGAGGCCCCAGGCCAAGAGACUAGAGACCAGACUGGGAAAAUCACACGGAAAUCAGUGAUUUAUAUUUUUAUUUAAAUCAAAGAAAAGACAGAACACACAAAACAUGUUUUUAUAUAUGAAA